GUUUACCUUCUUUUCCGCUUCAGCGCCUCUAUCUGCAUCGCUAUACAUGACAAAAUGCAAUCCGCAAAACCCCCCCGUCCGAAACCCCCAAAUUGGCCGGCUCAGUCUCCCCAGACCGUCCUCCUCCGCAACCUCCAGCUAUUAGAGCUCGACCAAGAGGACUACGGGCCUGGUGCUAUUACUCUGCGCACUCUCUCUCCAUCAUCUCAGAACCAACGCCAGCGGAUGAAGGCGAUCGAAUGGGUUCUGUAUCAACUGGUGGCCCUCUGGGACCCUGACACCGCCCGGGAUAAACUCCGUCCCUUCUUCCCGCCCCUUGAGCCGCUGCAGUCAGUCAACCUGCGUGCUGCCUUGUUCCGCGUGCUCUCCGACCUGAAAAAGAAUGGCGAUCUGGGCCGCGAGACCAUCCUGCGGAAGUCCAUGCUGGAUGACUGCAAAGGCGAGAAAUUCGACGAGCUCUUGGCCGUGUUUUCUACUGUUGUAGUGCGAAAGAAGGCCACUAAACAGCGUACUCCCGCUAUGGAUCUCUGUCUGGCCUCCGGCCUGACCCCUCAAGAGUAUACGCUUCUACUCCCCCUGAUUCUUGCUCAUCGGGCCUCCUUGGCCACUUUGGGGGAACACCGCGAUCGACUGCGAGACACCCACGAGAAAUUCUCGCAGCUUUUAGACCGGAAGAAGGAAGAGCUUGCCUCUCGCCCACCGAUCGAUAAACGGGUCGCUGUCGGCCAGAGCGCUGAUCUAGAGGCACUGGCCCGCGAGACCAAGACAAACUGGCAGGGGAGUGUGGAGUGGGCCGAUGCUUUGCUGUAUGGAGGCCUUCACAGUGGUCAUGAUGCCUUUUUGGAACUCCCAUUUGACAGCGCCUGGUCCCAGGCAAAACAGUCAACCGUCGACGACCUCCGUGCUACCGCAUCCCGUCCAGACCUGGUCAUAGACCUGGAGUCUCGUGUCUUGCGACAGCGGGCCAGGUUACAGCGGUGGCGGCAGUAUGGCGCCUCUCUCAAGCGCUCAGAGUCUCUGUCACCUUCAACAGCUCCCGGGGCGAACCAGCAGACCCUCCCGCUGGUCUUCCGAGACCACCAGACAUUGACUGUUGCCAGCAUCUCCAGGGCAGUCAGACAACCCGUUGACCGGGCAGCAGCUCCUAGUACCAAGCACCAGGCGCUUCUACAGUCGAUCUCCGAGGCAAUGGACCGGAUUAAUGGACCCUCGCCAAAGCGCCCGCAAGAGUCACCGGUGAUUACCCCUAGCCUAGAAGAUCCCGAAGUAGAGCUGGAGCCUGUACCCAACCCAUUAAGCCCAAUCCCAACAAUCCACGCCCCGGAAUCUAUCAAGGAACUCGACAGGUUCGAACCAAGGAAGGAAACCAGCCUUCCACGGGAACCCACCCUCCCAGACUCUCCGAUAGACGAUCCUACGCAUGCCCAGGGAAACAGAUACACUCUGGUUGAGCGCACCCGCAAGUCUAUGUCUCUGGUCCCCCCUCCGCGAGAGCACCACUACCACCACCACCACCACCACCACCCCCGUCCACGCCCUCGCCAGUCCCGAAUGUCCUUCCCCGUGAACCAAUUCGACACGCCUCCAAAACCAGCCCAUCCGCCGCUGUCCGAUUCCCCAAGUCGAGCAUCCACCCCGCGCGACGAGCUAUUCGACGAGCAAGCGGACUACGCGAGCGUGUUCAAAUCCAGACCGCGCAUCGCCUUGAGUCCCGUUACCUCUCCAGCUGUGCAUGUUAGUCCGAUUGGGGACUUUGAUCUCAGUGCCGACCUUGAUCCGGAAGCCGCUGAGGACAUGGACAUGGACAUGGAUAUGGCUGGGGUUGGGGUUGGAUCGCCUCUGGCUUCCAGGAGGAGGAGGACGAUGAGGUUUUGA
Molecule: messenger RNA, 1875 nt
Organism: Aspergillus ochraceoroseus IBT 24754
Lineage: Eukaryota; Fungi; Ascomycota; Eurotiomycetes; Eurotiales; Aspergillaceae
Exons: 3
Coding region: 55-1875 (606 amino acids)
Biological process (GO): spindle assembly
Cellular component (GO): HAUS complex; mitotic spindle microtubule
Molecular function (GO): microtubule binding
Source: RefSeq, a predicted model, not a curated record